GUUUUGUUUCUCCAUUGUUCGACAUACUGCCCAGAUCCAUUGCACAAUUGUCCUAUUUCCCCCAAACGACCCUUUACCAAGCUCCAAGGCUCAUUGUACGCUUCCAGCAAAUCCUUGGCAUAGUUGCUCGCCAAGCAGGUUGGCCCCUAAUGAGUAGCAACAAGAGUUUACCGAUGAGAGACGUCGACGAGGACAGCCAGCAAGAGGUCAGCGACUACGAUGCGAGCGACGAUGGCUACGAGUAUGAGAGCAGCGACAGCGGCAUGCAUGUCGACCACCAUGGAGACGAGGCUGGACCAUCAACUUCAGGGGGGCCAGGCUGGACGGUGCUGAACCAAGAGGCAAUCGUUCGCUUGCAGGCUGAGGCAGUGCACGAAGUUGUAUCGAUCUUGGGCGUGAAACCAUCUGUGGCAAAGAUAGUGCUUAUGUUCUUCAGAUGGGACAAAGAACAACUGCUGACCAAGGUUGCAGAGCGUGAUCCGGAGACGGUCCUGAAGCAAGCGGGCGUGGCCGUUGACACCCUAGAUGCCGACACGCCAUCGUGUUCAUCCAUAACAUGCCAAGUUUGCUUUGCUGACGUGGGGCCUUCUGAGGCCACGACAAUGGACUGUGGGCAUACGUUUUGCAACGACUGCUGGCGGCAGCACAUCAAGGUCCAGAUUCGGGAGGGGCAGGCGCGGACCAUCAGAUGCAUGUCGCACAAGUGUGGUGUGGUGUGUGACGAGGAGAAGGUAUGUGCCUUGCUGAGAGGUGACCAAGGCGGCGGCGGGGGGCAGGCAGGGGCCAGCAGCAGCGCCGGCGGUGCGGGGCCUUCCAACGGCGCAGCACCCAGCGACGGCAGCAGCGGCAGCAGCAGCGCUGGCGGCAGCGGCAGCGGCGGCUGCAGGACAUGCGCCGAGGCGGCGGAGGCGCUCGACAAGUACACCAACAGCCUGGCGUUGUCGUAUGUGGAGGAUAACGCAAAGGUCAACUUCUGCCCCAGUGUUCCCUGGUGCGGCCAUGCGAUACAGGUGGACGGCGACCCCUUCGUGGAGCCCGAGUGUAAGUGCGGCAAGGUGUUUUGCUUCAAGUGCCUGAAGGACCCGCACACGCCCUGCACCUGCAAGAUGUGGGACGAGUGGGACGAGAAGAUCCACGGCGACAGCGAGACACGCAACUGGUUCAUGGCCAACACCAAGCCCUGCCCCAAGUGCCAGAAGCCGGUGGAGAAGAACGGCGGGUGCAACCUGGUGAUGUGCAAGUGCGGGCAGGCCUUCUGCUGGCUGUGCGGCGCCGCCACCGGCACCGCACACUCCUGGCAGAAGAUUGAGGGCCACAGCUGCGGCCGCUGGAAGGACGAGAUGGACCGCAAGAUCGACGAGGCCUCGCGCAACCACGCGCGUUACAUGCACUACUUUGAGCGCUACAAGCUGCACAUGGACAGCUACGGCAAGGAGGGGAUCAAGCGCGCCGACCUGCUGAACCGCAUCGGGAAUAUGGUGGAGACGGGCAUCGAGGCGCGCGACUACACCUGGCUGGUGCGGGCGCUGGACCAGCUCAAGGUGGCGCGGGGGGUGCUGUCCAACAGCUACGCAUUCGCGUACUUCUUCUUUGGAGGCGAGAUGUACAAGGAGGACUUCUCGGAGCAGGACAACCGGCGCAACCAGUACCUGUUCGAGGACUACCAGCAGCGCCUGGAGGAGGAGGUGGAGCGGCUGUCGGGGCUGGUGGAGGAGUGCAGCGAGUCGCUUACGAUCGACACGGAUGCGCGCGUGCGCGUCAUCAACUCCACUGUGUCCAUCGAGAGCCGCAUCGUCAAGUUUUUCGACAUGAUCGAGACCGACCUGUACGGCAAGCUGCAGAGCUGCUCCGCGCAGAUUGCGGUGUACCGCCCCAAACGGAACCUGGUGGCGUAAUGAUGAUGAUGGGCGGGCAUGAGGGUUGUGAGGAAGAGCGUGGCGGUUAUGGUAAGGUGUGUAGUGUGGCAAGACCGCAAGCGGGAAGUACUUGGAUGGAAAAGAGAAGAGGUGGAGGUUGUAUAAGGGAGACCGGUUCGUUUAACGGAGACGCUUCGUAUGGAAAAAUGCAACUUGCAUCACUGGGAGGUUACAUGCCAAAGAUGGUAGAGGUUUUGCGGUAAGGUAAAAGCCCAUGGGA
Astrephomene gubernaculifera is the source of this 2136-nucleotide messenger RNA. The record is from the annotation of a GenBank genome assembly. NCBI's taxonomy places the organism in Eukaryota, Viridiplantae, Chlorophyta, Chlorophyceae, Chlamydomonadales, Astrephomenaceae.